This is a messenger RNA of Chrysoperla carnea, 4696 nucleotides long. RefSeq lists its product as uncharacterized. NCBI's taxonomy places the organism in Eukaryota, Metazoa, Arthropoda, Insecta, Neuroptera, Chrysopidae. Gene Ontology annotation, biological process: DNA integration. Bases 360 to 4340 code for a protein of 1326 amino acids. The record is from RefSeq and is a predicted model, not a curated record. Gene Ontology annotation, molecular function: nucleic acid binding. The transcript has a single exon.
UUGUCAUAGUGUAAACAUUGCUUUACAAUUUGUCAUAGUGUAAACAUUGCUUUACAAUACAACUGACAAGUGAACACAGAAAUAACUCUACUGAUCAAGUUCUAGAAUUGGUAACAAAAAAGCAAUCUGUAUCAGAGUUUUGAAUAAAUGGCUUUAAUUAACAUCAUGUAUAAUUUUAUUUAAACCGUUUAUGCCUAAACGAUUACAUGGCGCAGUCGAAAAAACGAAAAGUAGAAAAUUGGUGUUCGUCGCACAAAUAAUAACACAAAGUGUGUAAAGUGUAAAAAACAAAAAUUUUAAAACAAAAUAAAACUGUUAACACGUGGUUGAGAAAACUAACCAAAAACAGUGCAGUGAAAAUGGAUUCAUUAUUGCAACAACCAAAACCACUCCAACAUGAGGGUGAUAUGGCUUCCAACUGGAAAAAAUUUAGAAAAUCAUUCAGUAUAUAUAUGAUUGCCUCAAAUGCAGAAAAUCUCACAGCAUCCAGAAAGGUUAACUUGCUUUUACAUAUCAUUGGUGAGGAAGCUCAAGAUUUAUUUGAAAACCUUGGCUUAACAAACGAUGAAAUGACAAAUGUAGAGACUGUACUGGACAAGUUUGAAAAUUAUUAUGUUCCGAAAACAAAUGUAAGUGUUGAACGUCACAAAUUCAACUCACGUGUGCAACAACAAGGUGAAACAUUUGAUUCAUUUUACGCUGACUUAGUUAAAUUGGCAGCGUCCUGCAAUUAUGGUGAUAUUAAGGAUGAUUUGAUCAAAGACAGAAUUAUUUGUGGACUGAGUGACAAAACAGUAAAAAACAGACUACUUCUGGAAGAAAAUUUAACGUUGGAAAGAACUAUAAAAGUGUGUCGUGCAGCAGUAGAAGCACAAGGUCAAUUAAAAGAACUAAACAUGGACCUACCAACAACCUCAAGUAGCGUCGCACUAGUUAAACAAAAACCAAGAGACAAGAAUAAUUACAAGUCAAACAAACAAGGAAACAAAAAUUACAGCUGUUUUAAAUGUGGAUACUCGCACAAUUUUGGAAGAUGUCCAGCGUCGGGUAAAGUAUGCAAGAAAUGUGGUAAACAAAAUCAUUUUUCGCAAGUUUGUCGUUCUGGGAAAGCAUCCAUCAAAGAAGUUACGGAAACAAGUGAUUACGAAGAGGACCAAGAUGAUGUUCAGGAAUUCCGGGUAAAUUCAAUGACAUUCAACCAAACUCGAAACACAUGGACCAAGGACUUAUAUGUAAGAAACCUUAAUAAAAUAAUUAAAUUUAAAAUAGAUUCAGGCGCGCAAAAGAAUGUAAUUCCGUUACACUACCUUGGUAAAAAUACCCAAAUUAAUAAAACUAGGGUCAAGCUUUUGAAUUAUUCGGGCCAAACAAUAAAAGUACAGGGAUCGAUUAGUUUUGAUAUUGAUUAUAUGAACAAAGUACAUAAACUCGAAUUCAUAGUUGUAAAUGAAGCAAAGGCUUGUCCGAUUCUAGGCUUAGAUGCUUCCAUAGGAUUGCAAAUAAUUGCACGUAUAGACACUAUAAAUAACGAUAUGAUAAAGGCAUACGCGCACUUGUUCAGGGGUAUUGGCGAAAUAAAAAAUAUUAGAUAUAAAAUCAAACUAAAAAAGGACUAUGAGCCAGCCAUUGCGACAUGUAGAAAGGUUCCUUUCCAUUUAAUGCCCAAAUUAAAAGCAGAAUUAGAAAAACUUAAAAAGCUGGGAAUCAUAGAAGCGGUGAACGAACCAACAGAAUUUGUAAAUCCUAUUGUCCUCGUAAAAAAACCUAACAACGAAAUACGAAUCUGUUUGGAUCCAGCUAAAUUAAAUGAUGCUUGUGUCUUAGAUAAAAAUCACAUUCCUACAUUUGAUGAACUAACGAACGAUAUCGCGGGGGCAACUCACUUCAGCACUUUAGAUGCAAAUAGAGGGUUUUGGCAAAUAAAAUUAGAUAAAGAAAGCUCCUUACUUACGACAUUCAUAACCCCUUUGGGUAAAUUCAAAUUUAAUCGUUUAUGUUUCGGUUUGGCAAUAGCACCAGAAGUCUUCCAAAACGUGUUCAAUGCUAUAUUCGGUGACAUACCUAAUGUUAAAAUUUAUAUUGACGAUAUUCUCAUACACGCGAAAAGUCAAAUAGAACAUGACGAAAUUCUACUCAAAGUGCUAGAAAGAGCCGAGCGUUACGGAGUGCGAUUUAACAAAGAAAAAUGUAAAAUUAAUACGAAAGAAAUAAGAUACGUGGGUCACAUCAUAUCUUCAGACGGGGUUCGGAUUGAUCCAUUACGAAUUAAGGCAAUUAGUGAAAUAAACCCUCCAAAAAAUGUAAAAGAACUAAGCAGAUUCUUAGGUAUGAUCAAUUUUGUCAACAAAUACAUUCCGAAUAUGGCUAGUCAAACCGCAAAUCUAAGACAACUAUUAAAAAAAGACACACAUUUCGUUUGGUCGGAACAUCACCAAAUAGAAUUUAAUAACCUAAAGUUAUUACUCGUAAAUUCACCGAUAUUAAAACAUUUUAACGAAAAAGAGAUGCUGACGCUUUCGGUAGACAGCUCCAAGGACGGGUUAGGAGCCGUAAUCUUACAGGGAAACAGACCAAUAGCGUACGGGUCUAAAACCCUAACGCAAUCCCAACAAAACUAUGCGCAGAUAGAAAAAGAAAUGCUGGCGAUAGUUUUUGGGUGCCAGAAAUUCCAUCAGUAUCUCUAUGCGAAGCGUUUUUUAGUCGAAACGGACCAUAAGCCUCUUGUUGCAAUUUUUAAAAACCCACUGGAUAAAUGUCCACUUCGGAUACAACGUCUCAAAAUUACGCUUGAAAAUUACGAUUUUGAAGUUUAUUACAAACCGGGUAAAAAACUGUUUUUCGCUGAUACUCUCUCAAGAGCGAGUCUGCCGGACACUGAGUUCAAAAUUAAUGAACAAGAUUUAAAUGCUCAUAUCAGCAUAAUCUCUGACAUAUCAGAACUUAGUAAAGAUAAAUUAACCGAAAUUAAAGACGCAUCCAAGACUGACAAAACACUUAUAGAGCUAGGGAAAACGGUUCGGAAUGGAUGGCCAGAGUUAAAAAAAAAUCUUAAACUUGAACUCACUGCGUAUUGGCCAUUCCGUGACGAAAUUGUAUUUAUGAAUGACUUAUUAUACAAAGGUAAUCAAAUUAUUAUACCUACAGCUUUACGCAAAGAAACCUUAAAACAGUUACACUAUCCACACUUAGGCGUUGAUAAGACUGUUUGGAGAGCCAGAGAUUUAGUUUUCUGGCCAAAUAUAUAUAACGAUAUCAAAAACACUUGCAACACAUGCGAAACAUGUCUUAAAUUUAGUAAAGCGAACACAAGAGAACCAUUCCUUACAACAGAGACACCGGAAGGUCCAUGGCAGCUAUUAGCCUGCGAUCUGUUUAGCUUAAAUGGUAAAGAGUAUCUUCUACUGGCUGAUAAAUACUCUAAAUAUAUUGAAAUCGCUUCCUUAAAUAAUUCCACUAAUAGCAAAACAGUAAUUGAAAAACUCAAAUGCUGGUUUUCAAAAUUUGGCAAGCCACUAAAACUGUACACCGAUAAUGGCCCACAAUUCGAUUGUUGGGAAUUUAAUAAUUUUAUGAAAGACUGGGACAUUCGACAUGUUACAUCAUCUCCUCGAUACCCCCAGUCAAACGGAUUCAUAGAAAGACAAGUGCAAAUUGCUAAAAAACUACUUAAAAAAUCAAUUGAUGACAAUCAAGAUAUAUACAUGAUGCUAUUAGAUUACAGAUCUACUCCCAUUGGCAGAGACAUGCCCUCUCCUGCUGAAAUAAUGUUUGGCAGGAAAAUCCGAGCCAGUAUUCCAAUUAGUGUAGAAAAACUAAAGCCCUGUUAUAACACAAAAAAGUUAGACAGCUUUUUAUCCACAAACAAAAAUAAACAAAUGAAUUAUUAUAACAAAAAAGCCCAUGAGAAAUGCGAACUCAAAGUCGGAAAUGAAGUUAUGUUAAACGAAUGUGGUAAAUGGCACAGAGGCUAUAUUGUAGGAAUUUCCCCUGUCAGACCUAGGUCUUACGUUGUGAAGCUUGGUAAUGGUUCGGAACUAGUAAGAAAUAGAAAAUUUAUUAAACAAAUUUCAAUAAAUAAGUCCAUGAAGGAACAGCAUGAUCAGUUGUAUGAAAAACUGCUUGAUGAAUUAAUUCCCAAAAAUACGGAAACCUCUGUUAGGCCCAAACCUAUUGAAAAUAAAGUAAUAGAAAACCCACAAAACAAUGUUAUAACUUUACAAAAUAAUGAACCGAGGGAAAGACCUCAAAAUAGUGGGGUAACAUUACAAAAUAAUGAACCGGGCGGAAGACCUCAACGCCAAAAAAGAAUACCGUCUUAUCUAAAAGAUUAUCUGAGAUGAGUAGGAAAAUUCAAUUAGAUUUCACAUUGCUACUUUGUGAGAAAGGUAGUAUUAAAAGUGUUCGCAGAAUUGCGAGUUUUGUUUAUAGAAUUUUUAUUUAUUUAAUUAGUGAUAUUUCAAAUAAAAUUAAUUUUAAAAUUGUAAGAGUAUUAAGUAAUUUAAAUGUAAACAACUUUAGAGCUUGAAAAGGGAGAUGUCAUAGUGUAAACAUUGCUUUACAAUUUGUCAUAGUGUAAACAUUGCUUUACAAUACAACUGACAAGUGAACACAGAAAUAACUCUACUGAUCAAGUUCUAGAAUUGGUAACAAAAAAGCAAUCUGUAUCAGAGUUUUGAAUAAAUGGCUUUAAUUAACA